This is a messenger RNA of Closterium sp. Yama58-4, 3450 nucleotides long. Lineage: Eukaryota; Viridiplantae; Streptophyta; Zygnematophyceae; Desmidiales; Closteriaceae. The record is from the annotation of a GenBank genome assembly.
AUGGCCGGUUUUCAAGCGCAACAGCCGGCGCAAACAAAGCAGAAGGCGGCGAAUGAAGGGUUUGUGAGCCGAGACGACCUUCUGGCUCAGCUACAGAGGCGUGCUAAUCUAACGGUCACCCGGCCGCCGUCAGCCGUAGGAUUUCCGUCGGCUGGCAUCAACGGCAGAUCCUUGGCCUUCUCUCCCACUGGAAUCACCGAUAAUUCUGCGUUGCUUUCUGCUGCUUCUCUCCUCCAAUCAUCCGCCUCUAUUCCCCAUCCUCCUGUUUCCUCACUCCCUGGGAUUCCCGCGGUAUCACCUCCUUCAGUAGGAAUACCCGCAUCGAUUCCAUCAAACGGUUUCCUGAGCAACGUACCUGGUGUGACUGCAUCGGGUGGGACCUCCUUCGGCGCCAAUAUUAUUCCCGGCGUAACCCCUCUUAGCAACAGCAUGAUUGCAGCUGCAAGCCCUCUAAACGCUCUUGGAAUCAACUUCGCCGCGAGCAGCGCGAAACUUGAUUCCGACGAGGACGAGGAGAAGAAGAUUCGACGAAUUAUGUCGAAUCGUCAAUCGGCGAAGCGGUCGCGGCAGCGGAAGCGCGAGCGACUCGACGAGCUGGAGGAAGAGGUCGCGGCUCUGACGCAAGCGCGCGAGGAGGCGAAUCGUAAGCUGAAAGAGGCUGAGACGAGCGCGGAAGGCCUUCGUGCGGCGAAUGAGCGCAUGAAGGAGGAGGCAGAGCGAUUGCGAAGGGAGAUUAGCUUGCGCGGAAGGCAGUCGCAGGUUUCGUCGCAGCUUCCCUCGCAAGUUCCUUCACCUGCCGUUCCCGCCGCAGAAGUUGCGGAAGCCGUUCCGGGGUGCGACGAGGCAUCACCUGCGAAAAAGUUGCGGGGAAGUGAUUAUAACGCGGAUGUGACUGAAACUGCCGUUCACAAUGUGAACAAUUCUAGCUCGCCGACUAGUGGUGUCACGCGAACUGAUUAUACUUGUACCGAAGCAAGUGUUAAGGAAGAGGUUGCCGUCGGGGAUGGGUUAGGGUUCUUUGGUGGUGGUUUAAUGGGCAUGGAUGACAUGGGGUGCUUGCUGGGGGAGGCUCCUCAGGGCCUGGGAUUUUUGGAUGAUGCCCUGCCCCUGGAUUCGUACCCAGUGCACAGGGAGGCGCACGAGCAGCUAGAGAGGCUCUCUCUCGUGCUGCCUCGGAGGCUCCUUGGCGCGCGGUUCUCCGCGAAAGCGCUCAGCGAUGACGGCGAAUUCUCGCCGCAGCGUCAAAGCGCCUCGCACAUCUCGAUUGGGAAUCUUAUUAGGUCACUUGGGGGGCGGCCGUCGGAGAAGGAUAUUCUAUCCGCGUUUGUCCAGCAACUCAAGCCCGCAGGCUCCUACCAUCCUUCAACUGUUGACGGAAUCCGUCAGCCUCUGACGCUCCUGCUGACGUCCCGCGCUCUUUACCUCCUCGAGGUGAUCAGCGAGGAUAGGAGCGGCUCGGAAGAAGAAGAUGAAAUCGGCACAAAGUCGGAUGAUUUUAUAGCAUCUCCUACUGCCGCCGCCGCCGCCGCUGCCGCCGCCGCCGCCGCUGCUGCUGCUCCUGCCACAGCCCUGACUACGGUCCCAGUAGAUUCGGAUCCCAGGACAUCUGAAGAGGUUGAGAAUUUCGGGGAGGUUACUAGCGCGGAUGGACAGAUGAGUCAGGGGUCGCAGAAGAGUGGUACCACCGGCUCUUCAGGGGACAUGACAAACGAGGAGGGAGGGACGCAACAGGCUGUCGUUAGUAACGGACCGACUUCGAGCAGCCAUGGAGCAAGGGCUAGCAGAGGGAAGCUGAGGCAGUGCAUCCCGGUGCUUUCGGUGGUUAAGCUGCUGCUGUCGUCGAGCAAUGACAUGUUCUCCAUCGGCAUGGUCAACGAGAAGGACGUCGUGCUGUGCACGCCUCUAGCGCCCACCAUAUGCCAGAUGGUGAUGUCAGCAUUCGCAGUGGAGGCAGCCAUGGCUGUUGAACGCGCUCUCGCUCUUAACUCCGAUCGCCCGCAGCUGCCAGCAUCAACCAGCAUCCACGUGGGCGUCGUGGUUCGUGUUUUCGUAUUUUCAGCGUCUGCACGCGUCUUCGCCUUCUCUGCGCCCACCUCCCCCCGUGGGAAAACGGUGGUGGGGGUUGAAGCAGGGGAGGAGGCAGGGACAUCACAAGGCUCACCCGGUGGGAUUGACGCUGCAUCUUUGAUGGGACCCCAGAAUGACGUGGCAAUGCAUGAUGCUGAUGUGGCACCGCCUGUGGAAAUCACGGAUUUCAUCCCUCUCAAGGUUCUCGGAAAGGGCAGCUUCGCCAAGGUGCUGCUGGUGCGCCAUGCCCCCAGCGGGCAGGUGUUUGCGAUGAAGGUGCUGGACAAGGCGGCAGUCAUGCGGCGACAGCAGCUGCAGCACACACUCACCGAGCGACACGUGCUGCAGGAGGUGCGUCACCCGUUCCUUGUGCCGCUGCGGUGGGCUCUCCAAUCCGAAACUCGUCUCUUCCUGAUCCUCGACUUCAUGCCGGGCGGGGAGCUCUUCUUUCAUCUCAAGCGCGAAAGGCGAUUCAAGGACGACCGCGCGCGCCUCUACGCCGCGGAGCUGCUGCUGGCGCUCGGGCACCUGCACGCUCUGGGCGUCAUUUACCGCGACCUGAAGCCGGAAAACAUUCUCCUCGACGCUCAAGGUCACGUGCGCAUCGCGGACUUCGGAUUGGCCAAGGAACACAUCGCCGACAACUCAUCGGCCUCCACCUUUUGCGGCACGCCUGAGUAUUUAGCUCCAGAGGUGCUAGGAGGCAAGGGGCAUGGUAGGGCUGUGGACUGGUGGAGCCUGGGCAUCCUUCUCUUCGAAAUGGUGGUUGGUGUGCCGCCCUUCUACGAUCGCAACGUGAACAUAAUGUACAACAAGAUUGUCAACGCGCCUCUAGUCUUCCCCGUCACCGUCACCAACUUCUACCUCCGCGAUCUCAUCUCCAAGCUGCUGGUUCGGGAGCCGAGCCUGAGGCUUGGAGCAGGCCCGACUGACGCUGCUGAGAUCAUGAGGCAUGAGUUCUUCCGAGGCAUGGACUGGGGCAGGCUGUAUGCCAGGGAGGUGCCUCCCCCGUUCGUGCCCAGCAGCAAGGGCAUAGAGGACGUGUCAAACUUCGAUAAGAGCUUCACCGGCCUUCAUAUCAGUGAUCCCUUGGAGCCUCCCUCCUCUGCUGCACCCGCUGACAACCACCAUGGUGCAGCAAAGUCCACCAAUGCCCCUGCAAAGGCUGCCCAGACCUCCACCAAUCCAGCUGGCACUGACAAGGGGCAUGGCGGGAAGACUGGAAUUGCAGCGGGUGGGGUAAAGGCAGGGGGAGGAGCGAAACUGAAUCUGAAGAUUGAUACGCAUGCAGCAUCUGGAAUGGAUCCGCUGGACAACUCUCUGUUUGAAGGGUUUGUGUUCAGCCCGACCAAGAAGAGCAGUGAAACGAGUCUUUCGUUGUAG